Messenger RNA from Rhodotorula toruloides NP11, 2238 nucleotides. RefSeq names its product actin-related protein 5. Bases 1 to 2238 code for a protein of 745 amino acids. The record is from RefSeq and is a predicted model, not a curated record. NCBI's taxonomy places the organism in Eukaryota, Fungi, Basidiomycota, Microbotryomycetes, Sporidiobolales, Sporidiobolaceae. Gene Ontology annotation, biological process: regulation of DNA-templated transcription. Gene Ontology annotation, cellular component: Ino80 complex; cytoplasm. The transcript has 11 exons.
AUGCAGGGCUCUCCGAAAGUGCGUUCACCAGCACAGCAACCGCGCGCGCAGCGCACGGUCUACCCUGUGCCCGAACUGCAACCCGUUCUCCCCGGACCGCCAACCUCGACCGACUACGCCUCCUUCGCCUCGCCUUCGAACGUGCUCUGCAUCGACAACGGCGCAACUAAUUUGCGGGCAGGCUGGGCCGCCGAGCGGGAUCCGCGAAUUAUGGUGGAGAACGUCGCGUCGAAGUACAGGGACAGGAAGUUCAACCAGCCCGUCGUGCUCGCCGGCGGGGAGGUGUACGUCGAUGCGACGAGCAGGGCACACGUGCGGACACCUUUCGAGGGCGAUACGGUCUGCAAUUUCGACGUCAUGGAGAACAUGCUCGACUACGUGAUGCUCAAGCUGGGCGUGGACACGGAGACCCUGCAGAACCCGGUCGCCAUGACCGAGACCCUUUGCAAUCCCGCCUACUCUCGCUCGCUGAUGACUGAGCUCCUCUUCGAGUCCUACUCUGCGCCCGCCGUCUCCUACGGCGUCGACUCGCUUCUCUCCCUUUACGCCAACUCGCCGAACCCGCCUAUCGCCGAUGCCCUCGUCAUCUCUAGUUCGACAGCAAGUACACACGUAAUCCCGGUGCUCGGCGGACGAGGUAUCCUGACAAGCGCGAAGAAGCUCAAUUGGGGCGGCGCGCAGUCGGCCGAGUAUCUGCUCAAGCUCAUGCAGCUCAAGUACCCCGCUUUCCCAGGUCGCCUCACAAGCUACCAGUCCAGCAUCAUCUACCGCGAGCAUUGCUACCACGCUCUCCCAUCCUACGCAUCCGUCCUCGCCGACCUCGCCGCCUCCCCUCACAACCUCGUCGCGCAAGACCGCAUCAUCCAGUUCCCCUUCAUCCCCACAACGGCGAACGAGCAGACUGAGGAAGACCUCGAGCGGCAGAAGAGGAAGAGGGAGGAGGCGACGCAGAGGUUGAGGGAGACGGCGGCGAAACAACGGCAGGAGAAGCUUGAGCGACAGCAGGAGGAGAUGAUUGCCUUCACCGAGCUCCGCGACGCCCGCACUACGACGUCCAAACCAGACUACGAGCGCCGGUUGAAGGAUGCAGGGUUCUCGUCGACUUCGGACCUUGAGGAGUACUUGAAGAAGCUGGACAAGAGUUUGACACGCGCGCGGAAUAAAGAGCUCGGCAUCGAGGAGCAGGAGAACAAGGAAGCGCCCUCGUUCCCGCUCAUCGACGUCCCGGACCACCAGCUGAACGAGGAGGACCUCAAGGAGAAGCGGCGGCAGAAGCUGAUGAAGGCUGGUUACGAUGCGCGGAUCCGCUUGAAGGCUGAGAAGGAGGAAGAGCGGCGGCGAGUCGAGGAGGAGCGGAGACGAGACGAGGAGCUGAGGACGAACGACUUUCCGAGGUGGCUCGAGGGGCUAAGGAAGCAGCAUGAGGACAUCCUCGAGAAGAUCAAGGAGCGCAAGAAGCUGAAGGAGCAGCUCGCCGACCGCAAGUCCCUUGCCGCGCAGAACCGCAUGAAGUCAAUCGCCGGCCUCGCAGCGGACGAGAAGGCGGGCAAAAAGCGCAAGCGGAACGACCAGGACGACGGUUUCGGUCGCAGCGACGCAGACUGGGCUAUCUACCGCGAGAUCGGCACCGGAGACGACUCGGAGGACGAGGAAGACGAGCAAGACGCGCUGAAGACGGUCGAAGCCCGCUUGCUCGAGCACGACCCGAACUUUACGCUCGACGACACGGCUCAGCGACAAGCGAUGCGCAAGAACCAGCUCAUAAACGCUUUUGUUCACGGUCUCGCGCCGGACGAUCCGCUCGAUACGUACGAUCCGGAGAACGUUGAGCACACCUCCCAGCUGCAUGUCAACGUCGAGCGAGUGCGGGUGCCCGAGGUCAUUUGGCAACCGCACAUGGCGGGAUUGGACCAGGCGGGCCUCACGGAGGUCGUCGAGCACGUCCUCAAGGGAUUCUCGGAGGGCGAGCGGCGGCGAUUGACGCAGAACAUCUUCGUCACCGGCGGCAACACGCUUGUGCCCAACUUUGACGCCCGCCUCCGCCUCUCCCUCCAGCCUUCGCUUCCGGUCGGCCAUCCACUCAACAUCGUCCGCCCGUACGACAUCCAUCUCGACGCAUGGCGCGGAUUGUCGAAGUGGUCGGCGUCGAAUUUGGGGAGGAAGGCUUUUGUGACGAGGGCCGAGUACGACGAGAAGGGUGCGGACUGGUUCAAGGGGCACGAAUGGGGGAAUGUCUAG